CAAGGCCGAACGACGUCAAUAAGCCAGAAUGCUGCCCCCGCUGGUAUAAAAGAGCCGAAGAGAUCUUUGAACGUCGUCACGCUUCCUGAGGUGUCCUGCAGAUCCUCCACGGCUGACAAGAGAACACUUCCAGCAGCUUCCAUGGCAAAGGUGUUCAAGAAGACCAGCGGCAAUGGGGGGCUCACUCUCUACUUGGGGAAACGAGACUACGUGGACCACAUAACCAGCGUGGAGCAAGUUGAUGGCGUGGUCAAGCUGGACCCGACAAACUUUGGAGACCGAAAAGUGUUCGUACAGGUGGCGUGCGCCUUCCGUUAUGGCAGCGAAGACCUGGAUGUCAUGGGCCUGUGCUUCAGGAAGGACAUCUGGAUCCGGCACGUCCAGAUCUACCCAGAAGACCACAAGCCCACGCUCACUGCCAUGCACGACACCCUGAUGAAGAAGGCGGGCGACAACUCGUAUCCUUUCAGUUUCGAAAUUGCCAACAACCUUCCAUGUUCAGUGUCCCUGCAGCCAGGACCAGACGACAAGGGCAAGGCUUGUGGCGUGGACUUCGAAGUGAAGACGUUCCUGGCCAUGGAAAAGUGUAACCCUGAUGAGAAGAUAGAGAAAAAGGACACGGCUCGCCUCAUCAUCCGUAAAAUCCAGUACGCCCCCUCUCAGGUGGGCGCCGGGCCCAAGGCGGACAUCUGCAAAAGCUUCAUGAUGUCAGAAAAGCCGGUCCACCUGGAGGCGUCCCUGGAGAAAGACCUCUACUUCCACGGAGAGUCCAUCCCCAUUAAGAUCAAGGUGAACAACGAGAGCAACAAAACGAUGAAGAAGAUCAAGAUCUCAGUGGACCAAGCCACCGACAUCAUCCUCUACUCGGCCGACAAAUACACCAAGUGUGUCUACACCAAAGAGUUUAACGAGACCAUUGAGCCCAGUGGAACCUUGGAGAACACGCUCACCAUUGUCCCACUGCUGUCGGACAACAAGGAGAAGAGGGGGCUGGCGCUGGAUGGACGCCUCAAGGACGAGGACACCAACCUGGCAUCCACCACCAUGCUAACUGAAGGCACGGAGAAGGAAGUGCUGGGGAUUCUGGUGUCCUACAAGAUCAAGAUCAACCUGAUGGUGGCUGGAGGAGGCCUGCUGGGGGGUCUCACUGCCAGUGAUGUCACCGCUGAGAUACCGCUGAUGCUCAUGCACCCCAAACCUGAAGAGUAAAGGCUGCGCAUCCAUAGAGGACAUCAGCCUGGAUGUGGACAGCACAAAGACACAGGAAGAGCAGGACGCCACAGAGAAGAAGUGAGACGUCAAGAGAGGAAGUGGCCCGUCAUCUUCAGUGCAGACACACACACACACACAGCAGCUCCGCUUUGUGUAGUUUAGCUGGUGUCAAUUAGUCGUAGGGGGAAGUUGUGUGUCCCUAUUAUUUUGACAUGCUGUGUUUUCUGUCUGGUGUCGUGAAACAAUUAAACAUUUAAAAAUGUCA
Dunckerocampus dactyliophorus (ringed pipefish) is the source of this 1477-nucleotide messenger RNA. It is a transcript of the gene arr3a, whose product is annotated as arrestin 3a, retinal (X-arrestin). NCBI's taxonomy places the organism in Eukaryota, Metazoa, Chordata, Actinopteri, Syngnathiformes, Syngnathidae. The transcript has 16 exons. The record is from RefSeq and is a predicted model, not a curated record. The coding region runs from base 142 to 1209 and encodes 355 amino acids. Gene Ontology annotation, biological process: signal transduction; visual perception; G protein-coupled receptor internalization. Gene Ontology annotation, molecular function: G protein-coupled receptor binding.